Messenger RNA from Monoraphidium neglectum, 672 nucleotides. RefSeq lists its product as hypothetical. Lineage: Eukaryota; Viridiplantae; Chlorophyta; Chlorophyceae; Sphaeropleales; Selenastraceae. The transcript is spliced from 3 exons. The record is from RefSeq and is a predicted model, not a curated record. Gene Ontology annotation, cellular component: membrane. Bases 1 to 672 code for a protein of 223 amino acids.
AUGGGCCUCACCCUCACAGUGACUUGCGCCGCAGAGAUCCCCGCCUUCCACCUGCAGGGCGCCGUGCUGCGGCGCGUGCGCGUCGAGGCGCUGCUGCACUUUGUGAUCGCGACGUACGCGCUGCGGCUCGCGCUGUACGCGGCGCUGCCGGCCGCGGGCAGCGCGUGGGCGGUGCUGCCGAUCGAGCUGCUGCACGGCGUCACCUUUGGGUGCGGCUGGGGCGGUGGCACUGUGCAAUGCAAGCGGCUGGCGCAACGACUGGGGGUCAGCGGGGUGGAGGCGACGAUGCAGGGCAUAUUCCAGGGCCUUUACUUUGGCGUUGGCCAGGGCCUCGGCGCCCUGGGAGGCGGCUUGCUCAUGCACCGGUUCGGCGGCCAGGCCAUGUUCGCUCAGGCCUCCGCCAUCACCCUCGCCGCCUGGGCGCUCUGCGCCGCAGCUGCGGCCGCGGCGCGCGCUUACGAGGCCGCGGACGGGCCGGAGUCGGCCCCGGGGCGGGCAGGGAUUGCGGAGCGGUUGGGGCGGCUGCUUGGGUACAGGCAGCGGCAGCCAGGGGUGGCCCCAGGCGCUCUCGGCAAGGCCGCUGCCGGCAGAUUGGGCUACAGCCAGCUGAAGAGCAAGGACAGCGGGCCCGACCUGUCUCUUCAGAGGCCAGACGGCUGGGAGCCUGUGUGA